AUAUAUAUAUAUAUAUAUAUAUAUAUAUGAAGGAUAGGAAAGGAAAAGUAAUAGGCAUGAAGAAGAAAUCCAGACUUGUCCUUCAACUUUCCCCUCCAUUGGCUCAUGAUCACUCUCUGAUGUGCUCGUCAACAAGAAAACAGAUCACAAUUUUUCACCAUGCACAAGCUGGGGUUUAUGAUACAUCUGAACUUCAGGCCUUAGCCAUCUUAUGGCUUGCAAGAGGAGAAAUGAAAUCAUCAAACUUGGAAACACCAUCUUUGCAUUUUCAAUUGCAUAGGCCUUAUGGAUUGUCAAUCAAAAAAUCUCUACAUAUAUUUCUGCAAAAGAGAAGAGAUAGGAUUAAGCAGUCUCUAUAAAAUUAAAAAAGAAACUAAUUAGCCAUGAUCAAGAAUUUAAGGAAUUAUGAUGAUCAUGUUGAUUACCAUAUUGAUCAUUAUUUUUAUGUUGUAAUUGAUCAUUAUUGAGGAAUUGGAGGAUUGGAUUAAUAUUUAUGUA
Solanum dulcamara is the source of this 498-nucleotide messenger RNA. RefSeq lists its product as uncharacterized. NCBI's taxonomy places the organism in Eukaryota, Viridiplantae, Streptophyta, Magnoliopsida, Solanales, Solanaceae. The transcript is spliced from 3 exons. The coding region runs from base 27 to 359 and encodes 110 amino acids. The record is from RefSeq and is a predicted model, not a curated record.